GCAGCAUCCACCAGGUUCCGUCUUUCUGAGUCCCGCGCUCGCACCCACCUGCUCAUCUCUCCCUCUCUCGCUCCGUCUCUCUCUCUCUCUCUCUCUCUCCCUUUCGCGCACUGUCUCGCUCGGCCCGACCAGAACCGACGGAGCACAGACCGUUCAGCGUCCUCUCGGAGAAAAGCGGCACACGCACGCACACACACACACACACGCACGCACGCAGUGCGAACACGCAGAGCGAACGCACACGCAGAAACGCUUCCAGCGCCAGCCGAUCGCCCAGGGGAAGAGCCGGUAGCCGCAGCCCAGGAUGGAUGUACUUAUGAAAGGCUUUUCCAUGGCCAAGGAGGGGGUGGUAGCCGCCGCAGAGAAGACCAAAGCCGGGGUGGAGGAGGCUGCAGCCAAAACCAAGGAAGGGGUCAUGUAUGUAGGCUCAAAGACAAAGGAAGGCAUGGUGUCGGGUGUAAAUACAGUGGCCAAUAGGACCACCGAGCAGGCCAACAUAGUGGGGGAAACGGCGGUCACCAGCGCCAACGAUCUGUCCCAGAAAACCGUGGAGGGGGUGGAGAACGUGGCGGCGUCGACCGGCCUGGUUAACCCGGAGGAAGCCGCAUACGAGGGUGACUACUCUCACGGUGGAGCCAUGGACCAAGGUGGGGAUGGAGGCGAGGGGUAUUAGUCCUGCGUCCAGGGAUCAAUUGCAUUGACCCCCACGUCCCCCGCCCUUCGCCAGCAGGAGUCCCCUCCCACCUUGCCUCACCCCUCCAAGACAACAGAUGUUACUAAUAUUUUUUUGUGAUAUUAUGGAAAAGAUCCCAGUCCCCACAUAUUCCUGCUCAGCGUCAUGUAGCUUUCCCACCCACGUCUUCUGAUAUUGAUGUCUCAACGCCUCAUUUACUGCACACACCAAUGUCAACAUCACACUUACCCCCUCACGUGCACGCACACACACGUACAUGCCUAAAUACACGCACACUCACACAGAUACACACACACACACAGACACACGCAGACGCACAUGUGCACACACGGACAUGCACACGUGCACACAUGCUCAAACACACACAUCCAGACACACACACACACACACACAAACAAACACAUACACAAACACACACAAUUCUGUACAGUACAUGGACACACACACCCAUACAAACUUUCCCCUUGGCAGGGAAUAACUCCACUUGUUUUGAGACAGCUGGGAAAUAAAGAGAAUAGUGACAAUGGUACUGUACAGGAGUCACUGAGCAGUGAGUUGAGUCAGGCGAAAAGCAGGGGCUUCCGUAUUUAGUGAUAAGAAGGCUGAUGUACAUUCAUGACAACUAAUAUUUGACUUAUCCAGUAAUAAUAGUUGUAAUUACUGUGUAUUCGUUUGCAUAACUGUACUGAUUGAGAGCUCCUUAACUGAUGUCUGCACCCUCAAUGCCCAAAAUACCAUCCCCCAGCAAUCCAACCGUCACCCCUCUCACACCUCCCACACGACCCCCAAAUUAAAUCCCGUUCAGGGGCCGAGGAGCAAGGAGGUCAGUCGAGUAGGUAACCUGUGUGCAUCUCAGUUUUGCUCCUCGUAGCAGAUGAGAGGGUAACUCUUGUCAGAGGCAGGUAUUUUACCCCACCAAUGCUGUUACCCUGUUACUCAUAAGAGGAAUACUCAGAAGAAAUGACGUGUUCUGCGUAGCAGGGUUGUGCCUGUCCAUCUGACGGAGAAUGAGAGAGGAAGGAAAGGACUGACAUUGACAUGGGUCCAUUACAACCAAUAGCGUCUUUAGAAACAAAAUUUAAAAAAACAGCAUUGCUCCAAUAACCAUUCGGGAUCCAUGAAGUAACUGAGCAGAAGGGUCUAUGAUGAGGUGGUGAUGUAAGCUGCCAAGGGGGUAUGCUGGGAUGGCUGUAUGUUUGACCCUACAGAAGAAAGACCUUUUCCAUCCCAAUGUCUAACUGCCAUCUCAGCCACCUCCCCACCCUCCCGUCCUCCCUGUGACCCCCGUGACCCCUGUCACUCAACACUGUGUUCCGCCCCUCACCCAGUCUUGUGUUUGCUUUAGGUGACUAGAACAGGUCUUUUUGAACAUUGCAGAGUUGUUUUGUUGAAACCAUUGGAAACUAAAGACUGCAUGUUGCCUUACAGUGUCAGCGCUCACAUAACACGUACAAACACACGCUCACACGCUCACAUGAACACAAACACUCCUUCAUUUGCACGUGUGCUGUCGCCUGAGCCUGGGUCAUGGCUGAAUAUCAGCUUAUCUAUCCCGGGCAUAAAUGAAGCAUCCUCCUAAAGAAAAUACAUCGGGGGAAAAAAACAGCAAUAAUGAUAUUGUUUAUGCCUCACUUCCCAUCAGGAUUACAGUACGAAGCUGUAAAGUUCUUAGUCUUGUAAUUGCCAAAGGUGUGUUUAUAGAUAAUUUGGGAUUUGUACUGCCCCCAUAUGGUCUAACGGUAGUUACAGAAAUUGCAGUUAUAGGACAAGCUUUAAUUACACAUAUGCCUUGUUAUUUUUGUAUCAGCAGGUUCCAGCAGGGCAGGAUUAGGCAGGUACUCUGGGGGUCUCUUAAGCAAGGAGGUGAAAAUUAAGAUGUAGACAAGGGCCUGUGUCUCACCUUUGGUAAAUCUGUAAAACCGAGUUGGGGAACACUCAGAUCAGCAUCCUUCUUUUGGACCUCCCCUUUUAAGUUAAUCCUUGACCCAGUCAUUUCAGUUCCAGCAGCAAACCUGCAGGAAACAACCCCUUUUCUCUGCACCAACUUACAAAUUAUGGUGCCUCCAAAUAUUUCCAUCACCAAUUAUCAUACCCAAUAUAUCUCUUUGCGUGUCUGUUUUCUCAGUGUCCUGCAUAAAUGGUGAGGGACAGAAGCAUUUUGUUUUGAACAAGCUCCAUUCCCUCCCAGGGAUCUUCUAAAACAUUGUCGCAUCCUUUGGAUACUUGCCCAUGGUUCACCUUUGCCUAUUGUUUUGUCAGUGUGAAUAAGGCAGUUAUCCUAAGCAUUCUGUACAAGUGUGGCUAAACUAUGAGCAGUAGCCAACUAGCCAAUGUUUAAUGUCGAAUGUAGCAAGACAUGCUGAUUUACCUAGCCAUGCAUCUGCAGAAUCAAGCAUAGGCGCAGCACACACACACACAUACACACACACACACACACACAAACACGUGCAAAUACGUACACACACGCAUUCACUCAUUCACAGAUGUGCACCAUGUUUGAGUUGGCAUCGAAGCAGACAAGCUGAUUUUAUAAACUGUAAAAGUGAAAUAAAGGCAGUUUUGGUGAAAUCCAGA
Molecule: messenger RNA, 3268 nt
Organism: Anguilla rostrata (American eel)
Lineage: Eukaryota; Metazoa; Chordata; Actinopteri; Anguilliformes; Anguillidae
Gene: sncgb
Product: synuclein, gamma b (breast cancer-specific protein 1)
Exons: 6
Coding region: 305-673 (122 amino acids)
Biological process (GO): chemical synaptic transmission; synapse organization; synaptic vesicle endocytosis
Cellular component (GO): neuronal cell body; axon terminus; cytoplasm
Molecular function (GO): cuprous ion binding
Source: RefSeq, a predicted model, not a curated record